This is a messenger RNA of Menidia menidia (Atlantic silverside), 258 nucleotides long. NCBI's taxonomy places the organism in Eukaryota, Metazoa, Chordata, Actinopteri, Atheriniformes, Atherinopsidae. The record is from the annotation of a GenBank genome assembly.
AUGUCGCUGCUCUGCCAGCUGUGGUCGCUCCACGAGUCCAUCCAGGAGUACAAGGGCAGCUGCCAGGACCUGAGCGCCGCCUCCGGCCUGGGCAUGAUGGACAACGGCUACUUCGACGAGGACGACGAGUACUACGGGGAGCCCGGGGCCACGCCCACCGGCGAGCAGCCCGACGGGGGGGACGCCGGCACGGAAAAGAUGGCCGCCGCCAAGAACGGCAAAGAGGACAGCUGGGAGUCUUUCCGCGUGGCCAUAUGA